Molecule: messenger RNA, 1122 nt
Organism: Ricinus communis (castor bean)
Lineage: Eukaryota; Viridiplantae; Streptophyta; Magnoliopsida; Malpighiales; Euphorbiaceae
Product: LOB domain-containing protein 38
Exons: 2
Coding region: 282-920 (212 amino acids)
Biological process (GO): regulation of gene expression
Source: RefSeq, a predicted model, not a curated record
UUGACCCCACCAUCCUACGCCAAAAUCGAAAUCCCACCGUCCAUUCCGAUAAAAAUCUCAACUCAAUCAUAGUUACUUUUUAACCAUAGUUACUUCUCUCUUUUCCCCAAUAUUAUUACCAUGCCUCACUCUUCACUCUCGCGUCAAUCUCUUUUCCCAUCUCUUCUCUUUCUUUUCCUCCUCACUUCCUUACUUGUCAAGAAAUCUCCGCCGCUACAUAACACCGUCGAAUAUCAAGAAUUUGAUCAUUUAUUUUCUCUAAUAAGUGACCAGGGGUGGAGAUGAGCUGCAACGGUUGCCGAGUUUUGAGAAAGGGGUGCAGUGAGACUUGUAUACUGAGGUCGUGUUUGCACUGGAUCACUCCCCCUGAAGCUCAAGGUCACGCCACCUUAUUUCUCGCCAAAUUUUUCGGCCGUAGCGAUCUCAUGUCUCUCAUCUCCGCAGUACCGGAAUCUCAACGGCCUGCCUUGUUUCAAUCGCUGCUUUUUGAAGCGUGUGGACGAACCGUGAAUCCCGUAAACGGAGCUGUUGGACUGUUGUGGAGCGGAAACUGGCACGUGUGUCAGGUGGCGGUGGAGACAGUUCUUUCUGGCGGAAUUCUACGGCCGCUACCGGGAUUACUUUCCGGAGUUUUAGCACAGAAUCAUGACGAGUCAUCUGAUAGAUUCUCUGCGGAGGGAUACAGGUUACGAAACAUGAUGACGUGGGCUCAAUCAAAGCCGUAUAUUAAUACGAAUAUGAAUAUGAAUCAAGCAUCGUCGGAUCUCAAUCUCUCCCUGACGCCAAAGCUAACAGGUAGCUGCAGAGUGAAGAGAGGAAGAGAUCAUGCGGUAUCAUUUUGUACUGAAGAAUCAUCAGAGAUGACGACGUUUGAGAGUAAUGGUGGAGAUAGGAAGAAACUUUUGAAUCUAUUUGUUUGAAAAAUAGAAAAGGAGAAAUUAAGAGUAGUGUGAGUGAUGAUUAUGAUCUUCAGAGUUAAUCAGUACCAUCACCACCAUGGCGGUGCAACUUUUUUUUUUUUCUUUCCCUCUAUAAAUAUGAAGCCGGAAUUUUAGGACCGGCGAGUUUUUGGAUAUGAGAUAAAAACUAAUUUUAAUUAAAAUUCGGGUGAAGUUUUGUUUU